Molecule: messenger RNA, 7922 nt
Organism: Athene cunicularia (burrowing owl)
Lineage: Eukaryota; Metazoa; Chordata; Aves; Strigiformes; Strigidae
Gene: SNTG1
Product: syntrophin gamma 1
Exons: 18
Coding region: 92-1645 (517 amino acids)
Cellular component (GO): dystrophin-associated glycoprotein complex; intracellular anatomical structure
Molecular function (GO): protein binding; structural molecule activity
Source: RefSeq, a predicted model, not a curated record
ACUUCAGAGAACUCAUUAUUACUUCCAUUGUGCUCUAGCAGUUUUCAUCCUUCACAGUCAGAGACAAAUAUCACUUGCUGUGUCAUAGCACAUGGAUUUCAGGACCGCCUGUGAAGAGACAAAGACAGGGAUUUGUUUGCUGCAGGAUGGUAACCAGGAGCCUUUCAAAGUGCGACUGCACUUAGCCAAAGAUAUUUUGAUGAUCCAGGAGCAGGAUGUGAUCUGUGUGUCUGGUGAGCCUUUCUAUUCUGGUGAAAGAACAGUAACAAUUAGAAGACAGACGGUAGGAGGAUUUGGAUUAAGUAUAAAGGGUGGAGCAGAACAUAAUAUUCCAGUGGUAAUUUCUAAGAUUUCCAAAGAACAAAGAGCGGAACUUUCGGGUUUGCUCUUUAUAGGAGAUGCAAUUCUACAGAUUAAUGGAAUUAAUGUGAGAAAAUGCAGGCAUGAAGAAGUGGUCCAGGUCCUUCGCAAUGCAGGGGAAGAAGUGACCCUAACUGUGUCCUUUCUGAAAAGAGCACCUGCUUUUCUCAAACUGCCACUGAAUGAAGAUUGUGCAUGUGCCCCCAGUGACCAAAGCAGUGGCACAUCCUCUCCCCUGUGUGACAGUGGUUUGCAUCUCAACUACCAUCCCAACAACACGGAUACAUUAUCAUGUUCCUCAUGGCCAGCAUCCCCAGGACUUAGGUGGGAAAAAAGGUGGUGUGAUCUCCGAUUAAUUCCACUUCUUCAUUCACGGUUUUCCCAGUACCUUCCAGGAGCAGAUUUGUGCAGGCAAAAUGCGUUCCAAGUAAUUGCUGUGGAUGGGGUUUGCAGUGGAAUAAUUCAGUGUCUCUCUGCUGAAGACUGUAUUGACUGGCUACAAGCAAUAGCAAGUAACAUUUCCAACCUCACAAAGCACAAUAUUAAAAAAAUCAACAGAAAUUUUCCCGUAAACCAGCAGAUAGUCUACAUGGGCUGGGCAGAAGAACGGGAACAAGACUCCCUUCAGGAUCGAAUGUACACACCAAAGUUUCUAGCACUGAGGGGAUCUUCCCUGUAUAAAUUUAUAGCACCUCCAGUCACAACCUGGGAUUGGACACGAGCUGAGAAAACAUUUUCAGUUUAUGAGAUAAUGUGCAAAAUUCUCAAGGACAGUGAUCUACUGGACCGGCGGAAACAUUGCUUCAGUGUCCAGUCUGAAGCUGGAGAAGAUCUUUACUUUUCUGUGGAACUAGAAUCUGACCUAACACUAUGGGAAAAAGCCUUCCAAACAGCAACUUUUUUAGAAGUUGAACGGAUACAGUGCAAGACAUAUGCCUGUGUUUUGGAGAGUCAUCUUAUGGGACUUACCAUCGACUUCAGCAUGGGCUUUGUCUGUUUUGAUGCUGCCACAAAGGCUGUACUUUGGAGGUACAAGUUUUCCCAGCUCAAAGGUUCUUCAGAUGAUGGGAAGAGCAAAAUCAAAUUUUUGUUCCAAAACCAAGAUACUAAACAAAUUGAAGCAAAGGAGCUGGAGUUCUCCAACCUGUUUGCAGUCCUUCACUGUAUCCACUCAUUCUUUGCAGCCAAAGUGGCUUGUUUGGACCCUUUGUAUGUAAGCAGUCAAGCCACAUCCUCUGCUGCUCCCACAACUUCUGGUACUGGCAAAUUAAAGUAUACUACUUGACAUCUCACAUUACAGCACUGCCACUUAACAACAAGACGUAACAAUGUAUAAAUAUUCAUAAGUUGUAGACCUUUGGUGAACCAUGUACAUGGAAACCAGUCCUGGAGGCAAGACAUCUUGCAGCAUCAGCAGAUAAAUGGUCACAUGGAUCAUAAAUUCAUCUCUGUUCUGCAAGACAUCAGUAAAUAAUCCUAGUCAAAAUCCCAAAAUAGGAUGGAUACGCUUUUAGUAUGAUAUAUUUGUACUUAGAUAGUGCUUUAAGCAAUGCUGGAAGCAAAGGAAUAAAUGAUGAAAUGAAGCACUUCGGUAUUUAAUAAAAUUUUCAAAUUGCUGUAAUAAUACACAAAUAGAAUUGUCAUUCUGUUUUCAGAUGGUUUUUAUGACAAUAUACUAAUUCCUGAGUAUGAACUUAAUACCCUAUUAUUAUAUUAUAAAUUACAUAAGAGCAAGCAACAAGCAUAUAGUACAUGGUGACGAGGAGAUAAGCAUGAAAAGGCGUUUUGUGUAAAAGUAUCUCCUCAAAUACGAAAGCACUUUAAGCAGUGUUGUAAAUCCAUACUUUUGUCCAUACAUGGAAUCAUGCUACUUUUUCUAUUCUGUUCUUCUAGUCUCACAAUAGCAACAACAAAGAUAGAGCCAUAUUGGACUGAUACAUAAAAAAAAAAAUUAAAAAAAAUCCAAAACAAAGCCACAAAAAGUCAAAACACCUUUCCAUGAGUAAGUCCCUCUUCUUCAAGUAGAAAUAAUGUGAUAUGAAUUUAAAUUACAGAUUAAAUGCAAGUGCGUAAAAUAUCCUGUCUGCCAUUUACCUCCUCCAUUUUUUUUUGGUCAAGAAUUAAAUUCUGUAAAUCUAAUAGUCUUUGUUCACAAGACUCAGCUGUUGAAUUUGUUUCAGAUACAAUCUCCACCCAAUACAUUGUUUCCAUGUUUAACCUUGGUUUCACAUCAUAAGUAGAACCUCUGUUCCACUCAGGCUCUCAACAAAAUAGACAUUCUACAUUAUGAUUAAAAAGUGAGUCCACCCUUUGAAUUCUUAUUAAUCAUUUUUUUUAUAUUUUUAGUAAAAGACAGGAAUAAAUUAAACAACCUGUGAAGAAUAGCUGACAAAAUGCAUAUAUUUGUUUUUUAAGAAUAUUAAAUCACUCUGGACCACAUACUAGUUCCAGAGUAUCAUUUAAUGAUGAAAUCUGAGUGAGUUGUAAAUUUAAAAUUAAUUAUUUAAAUAUAAUUUUGCAAAGUAAUUUAAUUUUGUGCUAUUACACACAUUGGUAAAGAUUGAAAAAUGGUGGGAGUGUGUGUGGGAUGUAACUUAAAAAACAGAAAAAAUGAAGGAUUUUUUUUUGCCAGACAGGAAAAAAGAACCUAAAAUACUGUAGGAAGAACAGCUAGUGCAGGUACAGUGUAUUCAUAACAUUGUAAAUAGUACUUUGUGGGGUUUCUGUUUAUUAUAUUGAAAAAAAAAUUCUUCCUUUUUUUUUUUAUUCCCCACUUAGACUUGUUAUAAAAGCACAUAGCAUGUAAGGUUUAUGGACACUGUCUGCUUUGUUUAGCAGAAAGACUAGUUCCGUCACAUCCUUUUCUACCUAUUAAGAUAAUUAAAACUUGAAAAGUAAAGCCAGAGGAAAGGGUUUUUUUUGUAAUAGAAACAGUACAAAAUGCAAUGCAGAGACAAAAGAUGAAUGAACUUUAGGGGCAUAUCAUGUCUCUGUUUUUCUGCUUUGCAUUAGAAGUAUCUGGAUUUAUGUGUGUGAGAGUAUCCUUGCUUUGAAGUAUAGCUUAUCUCACUUGAUACUAGUUCCAAAUAAUCCAAAAAUAUAUUUUCUAGGGACUCUUUCAUCACUUUCAAAUGACUUUCAGUACAUGCUUACUUCUUAGUACAUCUCCAAGGGUUACACAUUUAUUUUCCAAGAUAAAUACAAUGAAAUUAUGUCAUAAUCCAGCUAUUAAAUGCUUUAAGUGUCAUCAAAAUCCAACAUUUUCAUAGUCAUCAUUAUGUGGGGUUUUUUAUAUGAAUUGUUCCGAAAUAAGAGAGUCACAUCCUGGUCUCUGAAGACACAUAAAACUACUUUGACAUUCCAUGCAUGGGAUCUUGUUCCUGAGAUAUUUUGAAUCCAAAGCUACAACAGUCUAAGGGGUUUAAUGAUGGUAACUCAUGCACUGUCCUUGUCAAGAAAGCAUAUACUGGAAACACAAAUUUUGACAGAGCACUGACAAUGCUGAAAACAGAAGCCUAUAUCUGUUUAUGGCAGUUCUCCUCCUCUGCACUCCCGAAUCAUCUCCUUCCUUUUAGUGCAUUGCUGUGGCAUUCAGCUAUCAGAGUGUUGGCAUGUGCUAACACCUCAGUAAAUGCUCUGGUGGUAAUAACAGAAUCUAAAACUAAUCAGUUGCCAGUUGAAUGUUUUUCCUUCAACUGUUCAUGUUAUGUGCACAGUUGUACCUCUGAAACUGAGAGUUGUUUAAAGGAUGUUGUUUAAUGGUCUUAAAUGAACAUAGCAUUUACCCAAACCAGCAUAAAUUAUGUCAUUGCAAAUUGCUGAAGAUUAAGGCCCCCUCCCCCCAAUUUUUUAAAAAAUGCUCCUUGUGCAGAAGUGAUGGCAUCAACUUUUGGGAUUCCACCAGGGUAUAAUAAAGAUCUCUGUCAAGUAUUCUGCUUGCAGAACUGCUGUAUUCACCAAUGAGACUUUUGUAACUGGGCAUUAAAUAUGCAACGUUUAAGAAACAAACAUUAGCCUGUAAAAUUGAUUUUUUUUUGUUCUUCUAAAACCCUAUCUUUCAAAGAGCUAAACUGAUAGGGCUUGCUUAAUCAAUACUUUUCUUUUCAGCAAGAUAAAAGUGAUAUUGUGAGAAUGUAAAAUGCCAUAGCCUUGACUGCAGGUCAGCACUGGUACUUGUAAAUGCAACAGGGGGUUGUGCACUGACCUCACAGAACAUUCAGAGGUGACUCUGCAUCCAGUCUUGCCCUGUUAGAGCAAGUUGGUCAGACAUUCAGUCUUGAACCAAAGAGGGAAAAUUUUAAACUAUGUGUUAUAACUAAACCUAAAAUAGCAAAAUAUAAUUUACAAGCAUAUUAAUUGCCUAUAUUUUUCAUUUAAACACCUGCAGGAGAUUCCUAUUUAAAGCAUAGUGAACUUCAAAUGCAUAUGUCAAAACCCAAUAUGUCAAAACCCAGGCUUUAUGUUGCAGCCUCUCAUUUCACAUGUGCCAUAUAAUGAAUACAAGGCAACACAGCCCAGUGACAGUCAAAAAACACAAUUAAAGCAAGCUAUCAGCUUUUACGAAAAAUCUGUAUACAAGUGAAAGCAAAUAUUUUUACAAAAACCCCAAACCCACCAACCCAUACCAUAAAAUGUGAUUUGUUCUCUUUGUCAUGAUAUUCUUAAAUAAGUUUAAUUUUAAAAAGUCUUUAUAGUACUGUGCCUAUUGAAGUGAUGUUAUAUAGUAUAUCAAAAAUAUGUACACUUAAAUAUAACUAAAUACAUUUGUUUUGAUUUGCUUUUCUUUAUGAUGGAAAUUUCAGAUGAUCUGACCUUCACGGAACUAAUCAUAUGCUAGAUGUUAGCUUAAUUUUAUUAUGAAAGUGUUACUAAUUUGAAUACAUGUUAUUCUGGAUUUCAUCAGUGAAUGAAUAAAUUUCAUUUCCUACAUCUGUUUAAAAAUACAGUUCCAGAUUUUCAAGAGCUUUCCAGUAACAUGAGGGCGCCUAUGAAAUAAAAUCACUAUAUUUGUAAAUGUUGGCAAUUUUAUUUUGUUAAUGAAGUGCAGCAAGAAGUUUGUGGAGACAAACUAGUUGCAAUUAAAACCAGUGAUUUGAAGGUUUGUCUAUUCAAACUAGAAUUCAUAAGAAUGCAAACCAAUAAUGUACAGUAUCAAUAUGCUUGAAGAUGAAAAAUACUGGUUUUGAAAUUAGUCCUUAAUUCCACAAAAAUCUGUUUCUUUGCUUUGUGAGUGUAGACUUUAUCAGAACACCUAAAAGUGGACAGUUAAAUAUGAGUAGGUAGUUGCCAAUACUGCUGCCUAUUACUUUAAAUGUGAUUUGGUUUAUUCAAUGCCUUAAGGUGUUUCUUUAUAUCAAAAAAAAAUAAAAAUCUGAAGAUCCUGUGAAUGUACAGUUGCUGCCCUUAGAAAUUCAUCAAGUUUGCUACAGAUUGUCUAAGUACCCUUGAGUAUUCCCUAUGCCAAAAAGAAAGACCAGUUUUCAUCCUGGUAUGACGAUUAUAAGAAACCUUUUGGAAAAUGUAAUUUUAUUAAUAUUAAACACUAAUCCUUCUAUUGCACUUUCCAUUUCAUGACAGGGACUAGUCUCUGAAAAAGUGUAGCAUCAAAAAAAAAUUUAAGCUAAUUUUAAAAUGUUCAAUCUUGGGCAAUUAUGAGUCUGUACUUUGGACUCCUCUGACCAAUUCGGCAUGAUGGGCAAAAUGGGACUCUCAACCUCCCAAAAUUUAAGUACCUGUCUUAGCUGCCUAAGGUAGGGCUUGAGGCUCUCAAAGGGGAAAUACAAGGCAGGAACAUAGCUUAGGAUCUCUGAAAGUGCACGCACCUGUGUGACUCCAGGGAGCUAGAGCUGCUUCUACAUAAGUGUUUGCUUUUUGUCAGGAAUGUGUUUUUGAAGCCAGGCUCCUGCCUGCUAUCACUCACUGUGCUGUUCUUCAUAUUGCAGAGCAGGCUUUAAGCACAUGUAUUUAGGAUGAAACUAAAUUGAACAUCACCCCUAUAUGAGUUGCAGGUUCUGAUAGUCUUUCAGACCAUGAGGCCCCUCUGAAAGACUCCAGAGGAAAACUGACCCUGAGCUCCUAACAGCGAGGCUGCCAGGUCCUGGUGCCACCCCUUUCUGUGUCUGCAGCGGCGGCUGCUCGUACACCGUGUGGGUGCGUGAAGGACCCUAGAAAGCUGAACUUCACAGUGUAGCUCUCCAAAGCCUAGUGCCUGAAAGGGGAUGAUGCGCUGACACAAGGGGCAGAAUGAACCUGAAGGAGGCUGAUGGGUGCCCAGAGCAGGUUAUUCUGCAUCACCUUUUUCCCUCACCACACCAGGACAGUAUUGACUCAAACAGACUACCCCUCAGCCCUCUCCCUGCUGCUCCUUUCUCCCUGUCUACCACAAAUGCACACCUGAAUGUUUGCUCUGAGGUCCCCAAGCACACUUCCCUGUUUCCUCAACCCCUUUGCUCAGACAGAUGGCAAAACUACUCUCAGCUACAUAACAGAGCCUCUAAACCUCUUACACAGCCAGGAGACAGAACUAAGGAUUAUAGCAAGGACAUCCCUGUAUCAAUAUGUGUGCUUGCGUGUGUGAUUAAUAUUCAGGUUAAAGCAAAUAAAGUCAUAUCUGAGCUUAAGUGCUUUCCUGACUUGGAGGGUUCUUAAGUGGAAUUGUAGUAUUUUCCUGGAAAAAAAGUCUGUAAUGUCAGCACAUUUCUACAUGCUUGGCUCCAUUUUCAGGACGUUUAGAAGAGGUAGUGGUUCAUAUUCUGUUGGAAUCAUAGAAAAAAGUGUAGGAAUACUGGAAUAAAAAGAAAUUUCUGUUUGGAUUCUGUAUAUUAUUACAGUACAUUACAUAAUUCUUAAAACACAUUGAACAAUGUAAAACUAAAUGCUUUCAUUUACAUAACCUAGUCAGUUUUCACUAUCGUAUACAUGCCUUCCACUUUCAACAACUUUCUCCACAAGAAUCCCAACUAUAUAUUAUAGAAAUUCUUUUAUUAUUCGGUAUAUACUAAUAUAUAAUGCAUAGUGUGUGUGUAUGUAUGUGUGUGUGUGUGUCUAUAUAUUAGUAUAUACUAAUGGAAGAUACUCAGUAUAUAUUAAUGAAAGUUACAUAUUAGGUACAACUAUAAAAUGGAACCAUAAAUCCAUGAAGCUUUACAUUUAAAAACCUUAUAAUACUAUAAAGACAAAUAUGUAUAUUAGUUGAAGAAAUGGCUAUUUUUGCAGGAUAUGCACAAUCUGGAUAUACAAUAAUAAAUUGAUAAACAUCAACCGAUUUACUAUUUCAUACCUCCAGGAACUUUGAUUUUUUUAAUUAUUCUUAUCCCUUUAGCAUAUUUGCAAUAUAUGUCAUAAGUUUUAAUUUGUUAUGGAUAAAAAUGACUGAAAAAAAAAUGUAAUAGAAAGUGCUAUAUAUUUUAUAAAUAUUAAAAAUUUAAGAAAAACUAUUCCAAUUAUUUAUUUCAUUUUUAGUUAUGGUUUUGUGAUCGUUUGUAAUAUGUAUUUGUGACAAAAAUAAGUCACCUAGUUGUUUAAGCUCAUUAAUGUACCACUAAUAAAAUGCUAUCUUCUGU